AUGCCGUCGUUUGUCAUGCAUAACGUUAUUAUAAUAAACACCAAAGGAUUUGUAGUUGGGAUGAUGAGUUUCUUGAGCACGGGGGACCAAGCAGCCAAGGGCAACUAUGGCCUCCUUGACCUCAUUCAGGCCUUGAGGUGGACUAGUGAAAACAUUGGGUUCUUUGGUGGCGACCCGCUGAGAAUCACCGUUUUCGGAUCCGGUGCCGGCGGUUCGUGUGUCAAUCUCUUGACUUUAUCCCAUUAUUCUGAAGGACUUUUUCAACGGGCGAUAGCUCAAAGUGGAACGGCUCUCUCCAGCUGGGCAGUCAGUUUCCAACCUGCAAAAUAUGCCAGGGUGUUGGCCACAAAAGUCGGUUGCAAUGUGUCAGAUACGGUAGAAUUGGUAGAAUGUCUGCAGAAGAAGCCUUACCGAGAACUCGUUGACCAGGAUAUUCAACCAGCUCGGUACCACAUAGCCUUUGGUCCAGUCAUAGAUGGGGAUGUGAUACCAGAUGACCCUCAGAUAUUGAUGGAGCAAGGAGAGUUCCUCAACUACGACAUAAUGUUGGGCGUGAACCAAGGAGAAGGGUUGAAAUUUGUGGAAAACAUUGUAGACAGUGAAGACGGCAUAUCAGCCAGUGACUUUGACUUUGCAGUGUCCAACUUUGUUGACAACUUAUAUGGAUACCCUGAAGGCAAAGACAUAUUAAGAGAAACCAUUAAAUUUAUGUACACUGACUGGGCAGAUAGACACAACCCAGAAACAAGAAGGAAAACACUGUUGGCUUUGUUUACUGAUCAUCAGUGGGUUGCGCCAGCAGUGGCUACGGCAGAUCUCCAUUCAAAUUUUGGAUCACCCACAUAUUUUUAUGCCUUUUACCAUCAUUGCCAAACAGAUCAGGUACCUGCAUGGGCAGAUGCCGCCCAUGGGGAUGAGGUCCCUUACGUUUUGGGGAUCCCAAUGAUAGGUCCUACUGAAUUGUUUCCUUGUAAUUUUUCCAAAAACGAUGUCAUGUUAAGUGCAGUCGUGAUGACAUACUGGACAAACUUUGCAAAAACUGGGGAUCCAAAUCAACCAGUCCCACAAGAUACAAAGUUCAUUCACACGAAACCCAAUCGGUUUGAGGAAGUAGCAUGGACCAGAUACUCUCAGAAAGACCAGCUUUACCUUCAUAUUGGAUUAAAACCGCGAGUGAAAGAGCAUUACAGGGCCAACAAAGUGAACCUGUGGUUGGAACUGGUACCUCACCUGCACAAUCUUAAUGACAUUUCACAGUAUACCUCUACAACAACUAAAGUGCCAUCAACUGAUAUUACUUUCAGGCCAACGCGGAAAAAUUCACAAGAUGAUCCCAAGCAACCGCCGAGCCUAAUUUCCGGGGAUCAAAGAGACUACUCCACGGAGUUGAGUGUAACUAUUGCAGUUGGAGCAUCUUUGCUGUUCCUGAACAUUUUAGCCUUUGCAGCUCUAUACUACAAAAAGGACAAGAGGAGACAUGACGUCCACCGGAGAUGUAGCCCACAGCGCACUACUACCAAUGAUCUUACCCAUGCACAAGAAGAGGAAAUAAUGUCCCUCCAAAUGAAGCACACUGACUUGGGUCAUGAAUGUGAGUCCAUCCAUCCACAUGAGGUGGUUCUUAGGACCGCCUGCCCCCCAGACUACACACUAGCUAUGAGGCGGUCACCUGAUGAUAUUCCCUUAAUGACCCCCAACACCAUUACAAUGAUUCCCAACACUAUACCAGGGAUUCAGCCCCUACACACAUUUAAUACAUUUACUG
This is a messenger RNA of Gekko japonicus, 1765 nucleotides long. Its product is annotated as neuroligin-1. NCBI's taxonomy places the organism in Eukaryota, Metazoa, Chordata, Lepidosauria, Squamata, Gekkonidae. The annotation marks the transcript as partial. The transcript has 5 exons. The record is from RefSeq and is a predicted model, not a curated record. Gene Ontology annotation, molecular function: signaling receptor activity; neurexin family protein binding. Gene Ontology annotation, biological process: synaptic vesicle endocytosis; modulation of chemical synaptic transmission; chemical synaptic transmission. Gene Ontology annotation, cellular component: cell surface; postsynaptic specialization membrane; synapse.